ACGCCAAAGAAGAUCAGACAGGCUUCGGAAAAACUUGCAUCAGGACCGAAAUUAGUGAUCCAGAUAAGGCAACAAAUUUAAAUCUAACAUCGGUCAGUGACAAAGCAACAAUGCAAGAGUCGACUACAAAUUCAUCCACUACGACCAGUAGAUCGAAAAAACGUCGAAAUCGACGCAAAUGUCGAAAAAUCGACACGUCGAACAUCGAAGACGACCCAGAAGACAGUGGUGACACCACUAAAAAAUCACAUGAUGAAGUAGAAAAUUCAGUUAGUGAUAAAACAAAUUGUGAUUUAGUUGUAAGUAGUGAUGGGAAUAGAUCUAGACCUAGACGCGAAUGUCAAAAAAUCGACACGUCGAACAUCGAAGAGGAUCAAGAAGAUAGUGGUGACCCCGCUAAAAAAUCACAUGAUGAGAUAGAAAAUUCAGUUAGUGUGAAUGAUUUAUCUGUGAAUGAUAAAACAAAUUGUGAUUUAGUUUUAAGUAGUGAUGGGAAUGGAUUUAGGCCUAUAUCGGAUUUUUUUAGUGAUGGGAAUAGAUCUAGGCCUUUGUCGGAUUUUGUGAGUGAUGAUAUUCCGACGACUUUGGUGAAAUUGACUGGUGGUGUUGUCAUCACAGAUUUGGAUGAUGAUUGUGUGAUUUUAGGUGAGAUUGAUAUAGGUAGUGAUGAGAAACUUAAUAGGACUAGUUGUGAAAGUUUAGGCCAAGUGUGUAGUGUUAGUACAAUAGUGAUACCCGAAACAAGUGUUCAAAAAAGUGAAUCCGAAAACGAACUGUCUACCUUCAAAGACUAUUUACUAUCCAAAACUUCAGAACAAUACCGUGUAGAUUCCCCAGAUUUGCCCAAGCAAAAACUAGCAACCAAGAAGAGUCGGAGUUUGGAUGAAGACGACACAGGCUUCAAAAUUACAGAAGCAGUUUCUAGUGACUCCGUCAACGCACCUUCAGAAUGCCAAGCAGUGAUCUCCGAAGUCGAUUCUGAGGUCGAAUGGGAAACUGCAGAAGAACUUGACGUCGAAGAAGAAAACAGCACUCUGGAUCUACAAGAUUUGUCCGACACAUGCGACUCCGAGGUCCUAAUCAGCGACUUCCAAAUGGAAAAUUUUGAUGUCCUACCAGUAGAAAUCACUGACUUCAAGACCGCCGAAGACGAUGGUAAAAAUAAAACCGAUGCUUUGAACGAAAUGCGUAUCCGACGUGCCCGUAAACGUGCAGCCUUGGAGUCCCACUUUUUACCCCAAUUGACAAACCCAAGAUAUUUAGACGUCAUCCAGGAAGAAAGUGAAAGCAGUGGCAGCAAACGCAAUAGUACCGACUUUUUGGAUUUCAUGCGCACCAACGACGAGUACGACUUGGAUGAUGAUGUUUUUGAAGACCCUGAUUCCUACAAAGCCAGAUACAAAGGUCCUCAGGAGGUAAUGCGUAAUUGGACGUGCGGUAAAUUUUUAAACCGUGAAACUGGUGAAAUGAUGCUUGUCCGGGGCCAAGAUAGUGCCAACGAGUGCUUGUUGCUAGGCACAAAACUUGUGGACACUGAGGCACCUACAUCAAUAUGCAGCGACUGGGUUAAAACUAACUUGCAGGAAAGUUUUGAUGAGGCUCCUGAGGUCGUGUAUUUGGAGGAAACACCUUCAAGCAGCACUGGAAGUGUCAACGAUGAUGUAGAUGAUAGUGGGGGGCGCUUUAGCCCCGAGUUUGAUAUUGAAAAUGUUGAUUUGGUGUUGAGGGGGUACGAUGCCCUCACACGCAAAGCCCUGGCAGAAAACAAGAUGACUGAUGAGAAAGGAGACAAGGACAAAAUUUGUACUGACUAUGAUGAGAAAGGAGACAAGGACAAAAUUUGUACUGAUUAUGAUGAGAAAGGAGACAAGGACAAAAUUUGUAUCGAUUACGAUGAGACAGGUAUAGGUGUAGAUAAAGUAGUUUUAUUACCUGACAGUGAAGGAUCUUCCCGUUGUUCCUCUCGUGCAACAUGCGUGCCACGCAUGCAAAGUCUCGAAGAAGAGUUCACGGAUCAACCAAAUGAUUGUUUUGCAGGAGGAGUUGGGCCGACAUCCCUGAGGACCUUGUGUCUGCGGGCUAUUGCUGCCCAACCUUACGGCGAGGACAUUCUUCAAGAACUGGCGGAGGUUGCUCGGAACUUGGAUAUGAAUACCAGGAAAGAGUGCAAAAGGUUUGUACGAGAUGUUAAGGUUACAACACCACCUGUGGGCAUGGGGAGACGAUUGAGCACGGGAUCGAAAUCACCGCCCAUUGGGAGUGAGGAGGGUUAUCAGAAUUUCAGGAGGCAGUCUGGUCCGGAGGAAAAGAAUCUGAUGGAUUUGAUGUCACCAAUAAUGACUGAUGAUGAAUUGGCAUCGUCGGAGGCAUCCAGGGUGCCUCCAAGACCUGAUUUAAUAGAUCUGGUUACCAUUAAGUCUCCAACGCCCACAAAUACCAAAGAUCAACAGUGGGUUUUAGGAGUGCCCACUAAAAGCGAUCCAGGUGUUUUGAUGUGCUUAUCCAAAAAGCAAACUGAAGUCAAAAUUGAACCAAACACCGCCGAUGCGAUUUUGGAUUUGCACGAGAAGUAUUUGGAACGUGUGACAUCUCCAGAUUUUAGUGCCAUACCUAGGCGCACCUUGGAUCACUAUGAGACUACACGUGUUGAAAAUUUGUACAAAUCUGAGAUUUUAAAAACUGAAAACAGUCAGAGUGAUGGUACCGAUGUGAUGUUCAGGAAAACUUUGAAAGUUGGGAGGAUCCUGAAUACUCUGCUGAUGACAGGACUAAAAGGUUGCUCAAGAAUGAACUGUUAAGGACUUGCAAGUCC
This is a messenger RNA of Ctenocephalides felis (cat flea), 2812 nucleotides long. RefSeq lists its product as uncharacterized. The transcript has 2 exons. Bases 111 to 2798 code for a protein of 895 amino acids. Lineage: Eukaryota; Metazoa; Arthropoda; Insecta; Siphonaptera; Pulicidae. The record is from RefSeq and is a predicted model, not a curated record.